Molecule: messenger RNA, 1458 nt
Organism: Mesorhabditis belari
Lineage: Eukaryota; Metazoa; Nematoda; Chromadorea; Rhabditida; Rhabditidae
Source: the annotation of a GenBank genome assembly
AUGAAGGUCACUUCGCCUCUCGACGAAGGUCAACAAAACUUCAGAGAUGGAGCACUAACAUAUGGAAGAUCGAAAGAAGCGCUUCUCCCCGUGCUAAAUGUGGAUAAAAUUGAUAAUGGGUUCUACCCGCACAAACUUCUUACAUCUUUAUUCUGUAUUUAUUAUGGAUCCUGUCCGAUCAAGGAUUUAAAAGAUACAGAUACCCCAGUCGGACGCAUGUAUGCAAAACGGAAGAUGGGCAGAGUCAAACUGUCCAAGGACAUAAAAAUGAGAGUUAGAGGAACAGAAUAUGCAACAGAUAAAGGCUGGAAUGUCGGUCAUUUGUGGGACUUCAAGUAUGGCGGAACCAAUUGGAAUAUCGACAACUUCAUAGUGCAAAACGCAGUUGUGAACAGUGUGGAUGGACAGAGAAGCGCCACGCCUAACAGAUUUGAGCAACAGCUGAAGUCCGAGCACCACGAUUCGGUCUACGAAAAAGUAAUUAUUUGCCUCAAUCCAAAAAUCGAAGGCGAAUCGAUCCAACCGGCAUCAUUUCUGCGGUUAGAACGCUUCGUCCCUGCUCUGCCAUUGAACGACGAGACAGAAGCAGAGUGGAUGGUCAUCAGGAUUUACAAUCCGGAGCCAGAAGAAAUGAAAAUUUUCAAGGAGCUUCAUCCAAGCAGAAAGCCCGCUGAAUGUUAUGUAUACGAUUUUGGGGCAAAGAAUGGGGACGAAGCCCAGCUUCUCACGGAAUUAGCCAAACUUCUUGAUCACGAUAAAAAGCCUGAGGGAAACAACUCGAUCAAACAACUUGAAGGGAACGAAUAUCACAAGGAAUUAGAAAACCUCAUCAUGGACAUCAUCAAGGAACUUCAUACACCAGAUGAGCUUUGCCAAAGCUUUAAAUUGCCCGACGGUAUGAAGAAGUCGGAAGGAGAGGCCGUACUCAAAGCGCUCUUGCAAGCUGAUGAGCCACCUGCCGUUCUCUAUCUCUACACUUCAAACUUGAAAUGCUUCACGGCUGAUCCAGAGCGAGAGAUCAAGAUCAAGAAAAUUUUCGCAGGAAAGGCUCCCGAUUAUGCCAACAAAAAAAUUAAAGACGCGAUAGACGAACUCCAAAAAUGGAAAUCGAUUGCUUCAAUCGCCCAGAGAGAUGACAGCGGUAUCGGUACAGCAGAAAACACGACAAAUGCGGAGAAUGAAGCAUCGCCCCCAUUAGACGAUAAAACACCGAAAGUGAUCUCGCGGGAUUUUGAUGUUGACGAAGACGAAGCGUUGAUGUUCACGAACCAAGCUGAUGAUGAAAGAGAUCAAGUUUUCCCUUGCUUGGGAAGGGCGACAUCCUCUCCACAGCUGAACGAAUCUACAUCUUCGGAUGCAUUUUUGCAUGUUUCUAUGCCCGAAGUAGAUGAGUCAGAUGCCGUCGACGAUCUUGGCCACUCCGAAAUUGCAACAACGAAUUCGAACGGGAUAAACAAA